Molecule: messenger RNA, 1914 nt
Organism: Haplochromis burtoni (Burton's mouthbrooder)
Lineage: Eukaryota; Metazoa; Chordata; Actinopteri; Cichliformes; Cichlidae
Molecular function (GO): protein binding
Source: RefSeq, a predicted model, not a curated record
GUGUCCGUGUUUAGUGUUCAGGUGUGGAGUGGGGCUUGUUGUUGGUGUGUGUGUUUGAAGAAACUACGCAGCACAGAGCAUCACCAUGUAUCCCAACUCCAAGAGUGGAGAAUAGAUUUGUAGUCUGUCAAAUUAAUAUAACAUCAGCCAUCCUGUUUACACCAUGUUUAGAGGAAACUCCACAGAAAGGUGAAGGUAGAAAGUGUGUGUGAGCUGAUGUGGAUGUGAAUUCAGCAGCAUGGAUCAGUCUGAGGACAGAGAGGAGGGAGUUCCUCCCUCUAAAACCACUCUGUGUGGGGAACAUGAGAGCCAGACCAAAGCUCAGAGGAACCAACCUGGACAUAAACCUGAAACUGAACGUGGACCCGAACCUGGUUCUGGUUCAGAUUCAGGUUCAAGCUGUAUGUCCUUAAAGAGUGACCAGCAUAAAGAUGAGCCAAUUGAUUUUAAAGUCAGGCAGGCGUCUGCUGCAGAGAGCUUUGGCAGGAUGAGCUUUCCGUAUAUACCGGCCUCUAAAUAUUUUCCUCGACUGAGCAACCCUCUGAACAUACUGGAAGAAAAAAAAUUCAAAUCUAAACUGAGUGACCCUUGGAGUUUUCUCUCAGGAUCACUAACUGCAUUGAGGAUGUUUCUGAGACCAGAUCUUCCUCAAACUGAAAAUAGGAAUGUGGCCUUGAAGCGUGCCCAGUCAUUGGAUACUGGUCUGAGUUUUCACAGAGAACCAGGUGCUGCUGCUGCAGAGAGCAGUGUGGCCUUAAAGCGUGCCCAGUCAAUGGAUACUGGUCUAAGUUUUCACAAAGGACCAGGUGCUGUUGCACAAAGGAUGGAGCCUGUUGGAGUCCAAUGGUUUAGACCGGGUCUGAGGAAGUAUUCCUGUCAACUCACAAUCAACACAAACACAGUACACACAAACCUCAAACUGUCUGACAACAACAGGAAGGUGACAUUUGUGUGGGAGGUUCAAUCAUAUCCUGAUCAUCCAGACAGAUUUGAUUUUGAUCCUCAGCUACUGUGUAGAAAUGGUCUGACUGGUCGCUGUUACUGGGAGGUCGAGUGGAGAGGACAUGUUUUCAUAUCAGUGAGUUACAGAAGAAUCAGAAGGAAAGGAGGCAUUCUUGAGUGUUUGUUUGGAAACAAUGAUCAGUCCUGGAGUCUGUACUGCUCUGAUGAUGGGCCUUCUUCUGUCAGGCACAAAAGCAUACAAACAUCCAUCUCCUCCUCCUCUGUCUCUAACAGAGUAGCAGUGUAUGUGGAUCAUCCUGCUGGCACUCUGUCCUUCUACAGAGUCUCCUCUGACACUCUGCUUCACCUCCACACCUUCAACACCACAUUCACUGAACCUCUUUAUGCUGGAUUUAGACUCUGGUUUCUGGGUUCCUCAGUGUGUCUGUGCUGAGUUGAAUGUAAAGAGUGUUCUCCUGUUCGAGAAACAUUCUGGCUGUUGAACAAAUAGACAUGUACAGACUGAACUGUCUCUUUCACUCAGAAACACUUUUUUAAAAUUCAUGGAUUAAGUCAGUUGAUGAUUUUAAACUGUUCUAAAUGAUUCUUUGUAAACUUAUUCCUCUUCAGUCCUUGAUGAAAGAUGAAAGCUACGAUUAUUCUCAGAGACAUUCACACAUUGUUGUCAAUUGAACAUGAAUGAGGAUGAAGCCUGCAGCCAGGCUUCAUCCUCAUUUCAACAUUUACUGUCUUUAAAGAUGAUAAACGAGAACUCUGCAACUUUUUUUACCUUUAUUGUUUUACAGUGAUCUGCUCUUUAUGAAUGCACCAGGCCAGGAACUAAAGAGGCUAAAUACUGUCUCUGCUUGUCUGUGGUGGGAAACUAAAUGUUUUUCAAAUUCAAAUUCAAAUUUUAUUUGUCACGUACACAGUCAUACACAGUACGAUAUGCAGUGAAAUGCUUAGACAACU